Messenger RNA from Setaria italica (foxtail millet), 3827 nucleotides. RefSeq lists its product as uncharacterized. The record is from RefSeq and is a predicted model, not a curated record. Gene Ontology annotation, biological process: shoot system development; root development. Bases 3031 to 3744 code for a protein of 237 amino acids. The transcript has a single exon. Lineage: Eukaryota; Viridiplantae; Streptophyta; Magnoliopsida; Poales; Poaceae.
UGUCAUAUUGUGCAUCAAUAAGACAUGAAUUAAAAAGGGUGAAAAUAUCUUUAACAGACGUGAGGCAUUCUACCGAGAUUUUUUUCCAGUUGUUUACUUGGUUACUGUAAUAUGCUUACCCUUGGUGUCACUGCAGCCAUGGAGAUUUCCAGGGAAAAUUUCCAUCACUUACUGUACAAACUAACUAAUCACCAAGGAUUCAAGUUCAUGCACGUAAUUUCACGGCUACUAAUUUUGAUGCUGCCUGCUGAACGACGAGCAAGAAACCGUCCAUCCACACAUGCUGAAUGGAUUGAGUUCAGGCGGCGCUUGGACCAGACAUUCCUGGAACAUGCCCUUUACCAAAUGAGUACGAAAGGCAGAUCCUGCUUCGGAUUGCCCAAACAUGCCUCUCAACACUGAUGAACCUUCCAUGAACCUCUUCUGUUCCUGUUCCUUUCAGACUCCAGGCCGUACUCUGAACCCAAACAGCACAUCAAUCCCUCGAGCGUGCACUGUACUCUGCUGGCAAUGCAUCCAACAUGACAGCCCAGCCAUGUUAGUCAGCGAUACGUGGUGAGGUAGACAACAGGUGAAGGGCAUCUACUUGUCUGUGACCUGCAAUCAGGGGCAGUGGGGUGGUGGUCAUGGAGGUUCCUGCUGUCCUUCCAUUGUACCCACACCAUCUUCUCAACCUCCUGAUUAUAAGUAGGCGGCUGCGACUAUCGACACAACAAUCAGUUCAUCCUUUGCUCCCUUUGCCUAUCUCAUCUCCCAUCUCAACACCGAAAGACUGCACAAAUUUUCAUCCCAAACAUGGCCGGCCAUCAGAGAUCAACGAGCUGGCCGUCUAUGGCUCAUCCCAACAAGAUUGACAUUCAAGAAGCUCUGCACAGCAUAAGCUCACUCAUUUCUACGCCAUCAGCUACCAUCGAAGUGGUAUGCGAUGGUCUGAGGAGGCUUGGAGAUGUCUACAGCUGCAUCAAUGAGGCCAUAUGCUUGCAUAGCAACCAGGUACAUGGGAAGAGGCUGGAGGAAGAAAUGGAGAGGUCGCUUCAGGUGCUGGAUCUCUGCAAUACCGUGCAAGAAAGCUUCACUGACCUGAAGAUGACCAUCCAGGAGCUGCAAAUGGUUCUCAACAGAGGAGACCUCCCAGUAGCUCAAGUUAAGGCUCAAUCCUAAGCCCGCUUGGUAAAGAAAGCCAAGCAUCACCUGAAGAAAGCUGUCAGCAAGUCUACCUCCCAUGAGGAUGCGUGGUUGGUCAGCUUAUUGAUCACAGCAAGAGGAAUCGCUGUCUUGGCGCUCAAAUCCGCAGUGGAGCUCUUGUCGAAGCAAAUGGCUACCUGCAGUGCGAGCAAGUGGUCCCUUAUCACCAAACCAAUCCAAAAGAAGAGAGUUUCAUGCGAGGAGGUGCAAUUGCAGGCACUAGAGUUGGGUAUUGUAGGCCUGGAGAGUUCAGUCGAGAACCUUUUCAGAAAUUUGAUCCAAACAAGGGUUUCUCUCCUGAACACUCUCAGCUCGUAGAUUCUCCGCUGGUGCACUGCCAUUGACAUCCAAAUUUUAUAGGACCUGUCAAUCAGCAUGAAAUUUUGUACAUUGAUUGUAUAUAGCUCAAAAGAUAUAGCAGUAGAUUAAAGGCAUGGUUCUAUUAUCUGGAAAAAGAAAUUGCAUAGGUCAUGUGUUCUCUAUCACUCACUUACGCUGCCAAUCGGUUUAAUGGACUUCAUUUUUUAAUUUAACUAGCCUGGAGGCUAGGGAUGCAAGUUUGGUCUUCUCUAGGUCAUUGGGUCGACACAAAAUUCAACCAAAAGAAUUAAUCCGGAUUUCAAAGCAAGAAAAGUGGAAAGAAAUGAACCAAGGGAGUGACCCACAACUACCAUUGGGUACCCACUUGUAUCCCUACUAGUGGCCCCCAUUUGAAAAACAAGUGCUGUCUCUAUGUAUUAUGUACAAUCAGAAUUUAUCAAAACUGAAACAACCAAAUGAAUUUACCUUAGCCGUGAUUGCUUGUUCCCUAGAAAAAACAAAUCACACAGUAUAACCUUAGUAUUCCCUCAGUCUUUUUACUAACUGGUAGAAUGGAAUUCAUGGAUUUCAUCAUUUGAGCAAUAAGUGCUAUCUCUAGUGAGCAAGCACAAAUGGUAUGCUUUACUUACCAAGUGGCCCAAUUGAGCAAUGUAAGUGCUAUCUCCAUGUACAGUGCACAAUCAGAAGUUAUCCCAACUGAAACCACAUAUUUGUGUACCUUUAACAAUUAUUACCUGUUUCCCACACUUCCUUCCAUGCCUACAGACCUAAAGUUUUCAAAUAUCUUGCCAGAUGCUCUCUGAAUUCAUAUAUGCUACUGCUGUAGAAGUUCGCUGUUAGAGGUUACCACUUCAUCUCAUUACAUUUCUGCUGCAUCCGUAGGAUUUUUUUCCUAUUAAUGUAAUAUGGCAUGAUUAUCUAAAGAUAGACAGCUGAAACUUAUGUUAAGUGUCAGCUAUACUGUUCGUUAAGUCAAAAGUCAUACUUACAUGGUAGUCCUUGCUGUUGUUGUAGUGCCAGCUGAAACAUGCCAGCAGUGCUGCACGAGCAAUGGAGGCGUCGAACACAUUGCAAGGUUGAAUUAUCAGCAGAGUAGACAAAUUAUUCCUCCCAAUCAACACCAAAACUACAGUUCUUCCCUUCUUCCUUGAUGAUCUCAUAUCUAGAUCUGAAAGUAACGUAAACCAUCGUGUAGAGUGAAUUGUCACUAAUAAUUCAGACAUGCCAGAUCAAUAAGCUCACUCAUUAACGUUUGUUGCAGUAUUAAACUGCAGGUGCCUAACAAUUUGUCUGUACUUCGGGGCUAUGCACCUCAACACAUCGCUUACCAACAGUGCACGGCAUAUGAAGGGUGGUGACCAAGAUUCCUUCUGUCAUUUGCUCUGUCCAUGCCAUUGCUUUUGCAGCUCUGUUAUAUAAAGGGAGAAGCCAAGGUCGAGCAUCAACAAACUGCAGCUUCUCUUGCCUAAUCUUCCCUUCCAUCUCCACUUCUCCAUAUAUUGCAUCAAAACUUCAUCCCCAAGCAUGGAUUCCCACCUGAGAUCCUCAAGUCUGCCUUCUAGCCCUCGCUCAAACAAAGCCAGAGUUGAGCAGCAGCUUGAGAGCUUGAAGACAAUCAUCUCUUCACCCUCAGCAACCAUUGAAACGAUGUGCAAUGGUUUGAAGAGGCUUAUAAGCAUCUAUAAUGGCAUUGAGGAGAUGAUAUGCACACCGAGCAACCAAGUUAGCCUCUGCCAAACCCUGCAAAGGAAGGCAGUUGAGGAAGAGCUCGAACGGUCGCUCGUCUUGCUUGACCUCUGCAACAUCAUGCAGGAAAGCUUCACCAACCUGAAGAUGAUUAUACAAGAACUGUUCCUGUCUCUUAAAAGAGGAGAUGAUGCAGCUGCUCAAGUCAGGGCAUACAUCCAGCUGACCAAGAAGGCACACAAACAGUUCAAGAAGGUCUUCAAAAAGACUACUUCUGAUGAGAAGGAUUGCAAGGUGGUGAUGGUACUGGAAGAAGCAAGACUGAUCACUACCUCGCUGCUCGAAUUCACAUCGUGCCUCUUGUCAAAGCAAUUUGAGAUGCCCAGGCGAUCUGUUAUCUCCAAAACAUUCCAGAAGGGAAAAUUAGUGUGUGAAGAGGAGCAAUUGCAGGCAUUAGAGUGCAGUAUCAGAGAUCUAGAGAGCGGAGCCGAGCUUCUGUUCAGGAGAUUGAUCCAGUGCAGAGUUUCUCUUCUGAAUACUCUUAGCUCAUAGAUAUCCCAAGCUCUAAUCCCCUGCGAUUGGCAUCCACCUUUUAUAGGAUUGUCAAUCAUCAAACAGUUUUGCAGCAUGUAUAC